CGACAUACAAUCCUCGCUGGUUCUUGCUUGAAGUUGGUCGUCUGGGACGAUGCCCAUUGCUGCGUCUAGCGCGUCGAUCGCCGCCGCCGCCGCCUACCCAAGGCCUUGUGGAGUGCGCUAAAGCUAUGGCUGAAGAGAGCGCUUGCUACUGCACACGGAGACUGUGACAUGGUCGUGAGCAACUGAGCUCAAAGUUUGGCGUCUGCGACAGCUACAACGGCUACGAAGCGCCAUCACUGAAGGCGCGUCGUAGUGACGAGCGUGUUAUCGAUGAACAAUCGCCUAGCUCAAUAUGCUAGAAUGACGAGCGUCGGUGGCACCAGAGGAGCCAAGUCACCGGGCAGCUAGCACUUUUGCCGCUAAGUACACAGUACUUCCGAGUUGCGAUGCCGUCUCUUCAGUCGCGUCCUCAUUCGAGCCGCAUCCAGGCAGUGCGGUGUGCAAUGUCAAAUUCCCAUUAGCUAUUUGCACUAGCCGUAGGCGUAGCGUUGGUCGUAGGCCCUGGUGUGGUGGCUCGACGCCAGUCUGACGUGGCGCGCGCUUGUUCGCGCGCACCCAGCGCGCGCGAACCUCGAGCACACGAUGCAUACAAAUACCAAGAGUGCCUAUUUUUAUGUGAUUUAGCGUCGUGUCCUAUUCCCCCGAUGGCGACGCCCGAGGAGCAAAAGUUUCAGGUGUACAACCAGGCGCUCCUGCACGCGUCGACGUGCCGCCUGCCCGAGUGCAGCAGCCACGACGGCCGGUGCCACAAGGUGCGCGCGUCCAUCAACCACUUUAGCCAGUGCUACGCCAAGCGGCGCACGACGUCGCGCAUCGACGAGAUCGAAGAGUGCAAGCACUGCGGCAAGAUCUUUGGCCUCCUCUGCUACCACGCCAAGGUGUGCCAAGCCACGGACAAGUGCCAAGUGCACAUGUGCGACUAUUUGCGGCGAAAGAUGGGCCAGCAAGCGGCGGCGGUGCGCGGCCCGGCGCCCGAGGCGUGGCCGAUCGAACGCCGUUUGGCACAGGCCGAGCAGGACCGGGUCCAGAUUCUGGAGCUCCUGCGACACAUUGUGAGGCAAAAGUACGCCAACGGCGAAGAGAUUCAACCCUACUACCAGCAGUUCCUGCACUAACACGCGUUGAAUAUACAACAUGUUCGUGUUCAUAAAUAGGACGCAAUGUACAUCUACG
Saprolegnia diclina VS20 is the source of this 1173-nucleotide messenger RNA. RefSeq lists its product as hypothetical. Gene Ontology annotation, molecular function: histone acetyltransferase activity; chromatin DNA binding; transcription coactivator activity. The transcript is spliced from 2 exons. NCBI's taxonomy places the organism in Eukaryota, Oomycota, Saprolegniomycetes, Saprolegniales, Saprolegniaceae. Gene Ontology annotation, cellular component: histone acetyltransferase complex; transcription regulator complex. Bases 645 to 1115 code for a protein of 156 amino acids. The record is from RefSeq and is a predicted model, not a curated record. Gene Ontology annotation, biological process: positive regulation of transcription by RNA polymerase II.